AGGUUACAUAAAAAUGAGUGUUUUCAUGACUUGGGAAAGAGUUUUCUCAUAUAAAAAGCCACUAAUCUUUCCCAACAAACAUGAAUUUUAAAUGCUCUUUGUUUUUUCUCCAUAAAACCCUUCAACCAAAUGAGUAUCAGUUGGUAGUCAACAAAGGAUUUGUACCUGAAAACCCCAUAUCAAACCAAAAUACAAAACCACAACUUUUUAACUCAAAAAACAAAAAGGCAAAAACCUUGUUGGAGUGAACUAUAAAACCUCGUUGCUCCUAAUUCAAAUUCACCUGAAAUCCCUCUUUCAUGGAUAAGUGUGGCAGUGCAAUGGAGUUUCUUGAGAACAAGAACAUUUUGAUCACUGGGGCCACUGGUUUUCUUGCCAAGAUUUUGGUGGAGAAAAUCUUGAGGGUUCAACCAAAUGUCAAGAAACUCUAUUUACUGUUAAGAGCAGCAAACGAGAUGAUAGCUUUGGAACGUUUCCAUAACGAGGUGAUAGGAAAGGAUUUGUUUCAAGUAUUAAAGAAGAUGUGGGGUGGAGACUUUGAUACCUUGAUUUCAGAGAAGGUUUGUUUGGUUCCUGGGGAGGUCUCACUCUCAGAAAUGGGAUUGAAAGAUUCAAAUUUGGUAGCAGAGAUGAAGAAUCAAGUGGAACUAAUUGUUAACUUGGCUGCAACGACAAAGUUCGAUGAGAGGUAUACACAUAACUAUGCUCACUAAAUACUUCGAACCAUUUUGGUUCGUCACUAAAACAAUGUUGUCCAUUCCCUUUUAAUAGAUACGACGUAGCACUUGGCACUAAUACCUUCGGAGUCAAACAUGUCAUAAGCUUUGCAAAGCAGUGUCCAAAUUUGAAACUCCUUGUCCAUAUAUCCACUGGUUAGUAUAAAUCAUCAAACAUAAUAUACUUAAGCUAUACUUUAUAAUAAAUAAAAAGAGAAGAUGGGUCUG
Molecule: messenger RNA, 944 nt
Organism: Cucurbita moschata (crookneck pumpkin)
Lineage: Eukaryota; Viridiplantae; Streptophyta; Magnoliopsida; Cucurbitales; Cucurbitaceae
Product: fatty acyl-CoA reductase 3-like
Exons: 3
Coding region: 300-713 (137 amino acids)
Biological process (GO): suberin biosynthetic process; long-chain fatty-acyl-CoA metabolic process
Cellular component (GO): intracellular membrane-bounded organelle
Molecular function (GO): alcohol-forming very long-chain fatty acyl-CoA reductase (NADP+) activity
Source: RefSeq, a predicted model, not a curated record